GGCACGGGGGAAAGAGAAUAGAACUCCGCCCCCAUUUUGUUUCCCCCAUCGUUCAAUGUCAACCAUCCAUCCAUCAGAUAGUAAUAAAUCAUACAGACCAUUCAAUACAAUACAAUACAAUACCAUACCACACCAUACCAUACCAUACAAUCCGACUACUUGGUACAAUACUAAUAAAUCCAUGAUUAUAAUACACACACAUACACACACACCCUUUUAAUAAUUCUUUCCACAUAAUUCCUCUUCACAGACCAUAAUUCCUUUCAUAUCACAUCUCGAAAUUAAAUAUUCAAUAUUAAACGACGGGGAACAAUCCUUCCCAUUUCGAGUAAUAUCAACCAUCGUCUUCCUCUUUGUCAACAUCUCCAUCGCCAUCGCCAUCGCCAUCGCCAUCGCCAUCGCCAUCGCCAUUCUCCAUUCUCCAUUCUCCCUCCCACUGACAACAUCGUCAAGACGAAACUGGUUUUCGAUUGUAAACAGACCGAGCAGCCAGAACGCGCACGACGGAACCACAUUCGACAUUUCGACAUUUCGACACUAUUCCCUAGCACCAGGAACUAGUACUAGUAAUACCUAUUAGGGUAGGUACUUUUGCGACAAGUCAUUACCCGCCCACUCGCCCACUGCCCACUGCCCACUGCCCACUGCCCACUGAUCUUAAAGUCAACCACCCAAAUCCCGACAAACCAACAGAAACAUCAAAACUCGGAUUCAGGUCAACUCAAGUACUUGCUUACGGUUUACGCUCUACCGUCUACCGUCUACCGUCUACCGUCCACAGUCUACGUACAGUCUACAGUCGUUUCCACUGUACCUUCCAUCUCGCCGCUGCUUCUUGAAAGGGGGAAAGAAAGAAGGACAUUCAAAUUAUGACGUGAAGACUUCCUUCCUUUUCUUUUACUUCAGCAACGAAAUUCGAAAUUCGGAAUUCGGAAUAUAUUCAUCGUCGCAACUCCCUUCUAUAAUAUACAUCCUCCUGCUUCUCGAUCCCUCCCUCCCGCCGAACAACCAUCCUUUUUCGAAUUCACAGGAACUCUCUUCUCCCUUCUCCCACGCCACCACCGCUAUCCUCUUUCUACAACAUUCCUCGAAUUGUUUCCAUUACCUACCUGUACAGUCUACAUUCCGAUCGAUUUCCAAUAAACUCCCCAUUCUGGCCCAUACCUGUUGAUUAUUUCUUUCUCAACCUGUACUCUAUUCUGUGGAGCGUUCACAAGCAUUCACAAGCAUUCACGGCAUCCGGCAACAUAAACGAUCUCGGUAUUGACUGGUUCAUUUCAUUCCAAUCCUUUUCCCUCGAGAAUCAACUUUGCGACAAGACGACGCGAAGCCAUUUCAUCUGAGAACAGAAAGAAAAAGACCGAUUCAUUUUCUGUAACGAAUGUCGCAAGACAGAUAAUUUCCGAAUCCAGCGCCAAAAAAGAAGAUCACUCAUCUUAAAUUGCUAAGCCGCGACAUUCCAACAAACAUCAUGUCGUACUCCAAUAGCGGUGGAGGCACUCUCACUCUGCCAUCACCCACACAUGCCCACCAUGUCGAUGUUACCUCAGCAGUCAGAUCGCUAAGACGCUCUUUAUCGCGCUCGCCAUCCAAGUUCCGACUGGUCACCAAAUCUCCAAGUUCAUCCCCCAAAUCUCCACUGUCGCCAUCUCCAGUGUCACCAUCCAAGCGCGCAUCUUCAUAUCCUGCGUUAUUCGCAAGCACAAAUACACCACAUACUCCAUCGCCCCUCGCUGUGCCAUUUCCUCCAAGCGCAAGAUUGGCACUUCGAUCCUCGUCGCGAGCCAAGACUGCCCCUCCUCGACAGGGUACCCGCCUACGUACCUCCCCCAGAAGUCCGAUGAAGCGGGCACUGAGCCAAACAAUUGAUACGGGUAACGCGACUCCAACACCGCUGGGUUAUAUGGGUGGACAAGAAAAUUUCGGAGGCAGCAGUCCGGCGGAGAGAAAGGCCCUCGAGAAACUCCCGAGAAUGCAAUUGAACCUGGAUGCCCAUGCGCCGGCCAACCAGGCAUUAUUGAGAUUAGGCGGUGACGGAGCUAGUGAUUGUAGUGCAUCCACUUCAAGUCCCCUGAAGCGCAGCGACCCUGUCAUGAAUCUGGAACAAGCGACCCUCGGAAGUCCAGUCGCAAAGCGCAGAAGUGUUCACGCUUCUGCCAACUUUGGUCAUGAUUCAAAUAUCUUUGAACAGCCACCAACACCACCUUCUCCAACAAAAUUUGAUAUUCACAGCGAUUUAAAUCACGAAUAUGAAUUAUCAGCCACAGUUGUGGGUUCGGAAAAUACCGCAUCUCCCUUCACCUCCACCCCUCGACGUUCCUCCUCUUUACGCAAAUCGACAUUACUUCAGAGGAAUGGCGAGAAGACUUCCUGGGGACGAAGACAUGCUGCUCAGCUUCUGGCUGCGCAGCAAUCUGCACAACAGCAGCCUUUUGCAAUUGCGAAUCAGGAUAUUGUUAGCCCCAGUAAGCAAAAGAAUCGUCCAAGAUUGUCAUUGGAUCAAUUUGUUGCACCCCUGGGCCGCGAUAGUCCGUUCAGCCACCAAGGUAACCUUCCAAAUGCUUCGAUGCAUAUGAUUAAUCAAUCACAACAACCUACCCAACACCAUACUCAUCAACCUCACCCACUCUCACGAACCAUGACGACCUCCUCUUCUAACUCGAGCAUCGCCGAGGAUUCACCUGUUCAGCAUGUUCCCGUCAACUUUGGUGGUAGCCAAAAACCUAAGAUUGAUUUCUCGAAAUCUUUACCAGCUGGAGCUCUCAGACCGUUCAACUUGGAUGCGCCUGAUGACUUCUCGACCCCCAAAAAUUUCAAAUCCGUCAAACCAUUACCUUCGGCUUUCAUGUCUACAGGUCUUAUUUCAAAGGUCAACAGAAGACCCGAAGAAGUCCAGAUGCUUCGUGGAAACACCAAGUCAAACGUUCCAGAUACCCCAUGCAAAAAGCAGAACAACAUUUUCGGCACUUACCCAGCCGCAGUUCCAACUAGUGCCAUCGCAAAGGCUAGACAGAUCCGCCAUUCAUUUGGUACCCCAUCUACUCCUUUCAAUCCCCAUGGAGUGCCAACUAUCGGUACCUUUGGAAAGGGCAACGGAGUCUUCGGAAGUGGUUUCGGCCAGCCACGAGGUUUGACUAGACGAGGUAGCUUUCUGAGUAUCGACGGAGAUGACGCUGGAUCCCCAGACUUCAAGACCGACAGCCAAAUCAGCGACUUUGACUUGCCACCAACUCCAACGAAGCAAGCUUCAAGCUUCUCUCAUUUUCAAAACGGUAGUCCCACAAGUCAUCGCUCGAUUCCCGCCUCAACAUCUGCCGUGGGUGGUUUUAGCUUAGGAAAAAUACCAAGAUCAAGCAGUAAGUUGAACCUCUCUACCAGUCCAGGCGAGCAGGAAGAGGGAGACAGUGAUACAUCCAUGGAUAUAAACGACUCUCCAACACCUGUCACUGCCGGACUGUCUUUCAGUACUUCCAUUUCUGUACCAUCCUUUUCCAGGUCCCGAGCAUUGCGGGGCCUACAAUCUCCUUCGCCGUUGAUGGCUAAAUCUCUUACUACUUCCUUUUUGAGUCCUUCAAGAAAGCCCGGUUUUGCUAAAAUUAGUCACGUGGCUCCAGCCAGUCCAUUGGAGCGUGUAGAUUUCAUCGAGAGAUUGUCGCCUUGUACACCUCACGACAAUAUGUUGUUCCCCGAUCCCAGCAGCCUUUCCAUCUCCAACCACAGAGAUGGUCAAGCGCAUCUAGGUGCCAACAGCGCUCCCGUUGCUCCACCUCCAGCUACACCAACCACCGGCCGAGAUUAUUUCAGUAAAACUAGCACCACCCCAAUUGCUAGUUUCCCACCCCGAGAUGUGGAUGAGUCCCUCGUAUCACGAUUCAACAAAAUCGAGAUGAUCGGUACAGGAGAAUUUUCUCAAGUAUACAAAGUCACCCAAAGUGCGCACAAGGCUUCAACAUUCAUGUUUGGUGAUUCGGUCGAUUCCCCAAUGACUGGCAGAACACCACCAACGCCUACACCAGACCGUGUCUUUGCUGUCAAGAAGUCAAAACAACCAUAUCAAGGUUUCAAGGAUCGAUCAAGGAAGCUCAAAGAAGUUGAGGUUAUCAAGGCACUUGGUCAGGCUGAUAAUGUCAUUCAUUAUGUCGACUUCUGGGAAGAGAAGAAUUACUUGUACAUUCAAACAGAGUAUUGUGAAGAAGGUAGUCUUGAUAUAUUCCUUUCCCAAAAUGGUCGAAAGGGCAGAGUAGAUGAUUUCAGAAUCUGGAAGAUUUUGCUUGAGAUCGGACAGGGCCUCAAACAUAUUCAUGACUCUGGCUUCAUUCAUCUUGACAUUAAACCCGCCAAUAUCAUGAUCACCUUUGAGGGUGUCUUGAAGAUUGGAGAUUUUGGCAUGGCAACUUCAUGGCCUGCUUCCGAUGCGAUUGAAGGUGAAGGGGAUCGUGAAUAUAUUGGACCCGAGAUCCUCCUUGGGCAAUACGACAAACCAGCAGAUGUUUUCGCUCUUGGUAUGGUCAUUUUCGAAAUCGCUACCAACGUAUACCUGCCCGACAACGGAAUAUCUUGGCAACGUCUAAGAUCCGGUGACAUGAGUGAAGCUCCAAGUCUUACUUGGAGUGAAGCUAGUAGCAUGCCCCGUGAUGCCAAUGGUAUCCCCAUUGUACCUAGCGAUGAUUCCAUGACCAGCGAUGACGAACUUGAAGCCGACUUUGGUUCACCAAUUGCUGCGAGCCGGAAACGAUUCACUUCAUCAUCCAGAUCGUUCGCUCACGACCCAAGUAACUUAUUUGGUUCUUCUAGACGAGGUGAACUUGAACAAGCCCCAGAAUUCAUGAGAGAUCCCCAUCAUGAAUGUACACUUGAUAAACUUGUUCGAUGGAUGAUCUCACCACGUCCUCAAGAUCGACCUUUGAUUCAUGAAGUGCUUGAAUCGCCAGGCCUUCAAUGGGUUAGCAAUAGGCGUCGUGCUGGUGCCACGGUUUUUGAAGGAAACUGGGGACCAGCAGAUGAAGUCUUAGAUGAUGCUGAGAUGAUGGAUGUUUAAAAUCUUUCAAGAUUUCGCUGCGAGCAUUCGCUGCUUACAUUAUCGCCAAGUACUCGCUCAAUCCUGGAUAGGACUUGACGGGAUUUGGAUUCACAUCAGUUUAAAUUUGAUCAUGUGUUUACGGCGUUCCCAGGAUACCAACGGCGUACCAAGCGAUAUCUACCUCUACUUUACGACCUACUACCUCUACGAUUCACGAUUUGCCUUCCUAGCCUUACGACCUUUACAAUUCUUGUAUAUAUUAUUCUUUGACACAUGAGUUUCCCGCUCAUUUUACACAUUCACGAGACCCACAGCAUCUAAAACAUACAACAUCAAAAUCAAAAAAGAAAAAAGAUAAUAUUUGGUGGGAUCACUGAUUAAGUUAUUGAACGAUUAUCAUGUCAAGAUUAUUAUGAAAGGAAAAAGAAGGCGAUUCUUAUUUACUUUUUACUUGUCUUUUUUUUUUUGCGAGUUGAUAAGCAAGCAUAUGGAUUUGUUUACAAAGAUAAAUAGUAUCUACUCUUGCUUGCUAUAGGCUUAACCAGAUUUUGGUUGCUUUGUAUUAACUAUAUCCCUUUUCGAAGGCUUUUACUUUGUUUUUUAUUUUCUUUUGUUUUCUACAUGCCUAGGUGCUCAAAUGUUGGUGCACAUGAGGUUAGAGAUGUUUUUUGUCUUUUAAUAGGGGAGUUGGAGGCAUUUCAUGAAUUCCUAAUCAUAUGGGAGGAUGGAAUGGAUUGAUUGAUUUGAUGGAUUGAUGGAUGGGGAAUAUCUGUGGUGUUUUUGUGCUAGUCUUCAAAGAUGGGAUCUGGAAUGGCAUGGGAUGGAUGGAUUGGGAGGAGUUUUUCAUUUGUUGAUUCUUCCUUUGUUUAUUGUGGUGGAGGUGAGGGUGGAAGUGGAAAUGGAAGUGGGGGAUGAUGGUUUGGUGUAUCCAGUGAGUGGAUGGAUGGAUGGAUACAUGGUGUAUGGUAGUGGAGAAUUGUAGAUAUAGAGAAUCCUAACCCCCAACCUCCUAAACACUUAAUGUGUGGAUGGAUGGAUGGAUGGAUGAGCAACUUAUUUGCUGAAUGAAUUGCUAGUUCA
Molecule: messenger RNA, 6100 nt
Organism: Botrytis cinerea B05.10
Lineage: Eukaryota; Fungi; Ascomycota; Leotiomycetes; Helotiales; Sclerotiniaceae
Gene: Bcswe1
Product: Bcswe1
Exons: 2
Coding region: 1472-5038 (1188 amino acids)
Biological process (GO): protein phosphorylation
Molecular function (GO): protein kinase activity; ATP binding
Source: RefSeq, a predicted model, not a curated record